AUGACGCCUCCGCGACAAGCAGAAGCCGUUCCGACUCGCGCGUCGCUUGACGGGUCGCUCCACCGCUCCACAGACGCCUGUGGCUCUGCUGCGGUACCUCAACUGAACGUUAAGAGUCUUGGCAAGAUGCUGACGCCCUCUGCGUCUCCUGUAUGUGCGUCUGUCAUGGAAAAGAAGGCAGCGCGCUCUCGUAACGACGUCGUCGACUUUGCCGCUUUGUACCAACGAUCGUCGCCUUACUCUGAGAUCCCAGCAACGCUGCACAAGCUGCAAAAAGAGCUGGCGAUAGUCGCACGUGAGUGUCAGAUGCAGCAGCAAGCACAGAGCUCGACGGCGGACGCUACCGGUGUCGGGACGGCCAGGUUCGUUCCGGACCAAUUGCAGCAGUUUCUGACGACGCGCGAGGGUGGAAGUGCUGAUAGUGCUGCGGGAAAGGAGCAGAUGACGCAGUCGCAUCCUCCGAGGGCUGCAGAAGCCAAGGGGAAGCCCAUGCGUCGCUUUGUGGCCUCGUCAGCCAUGCCGUUCGUCACGAUGGCAGCGACUAGCAACAAGCUAGAUGGUCUCACGGACUCUUGCGAGGAAGGCAGUGAUGCUCAGUACCACAAGGUGCAGCAGCUUAUGUGGGAGGACCAGAUUAUCUGGGGAAUUGACUUCCAGGCAGCUGCUAAAAACGACGGAGCCCGAAAAAAAGAGGAGAAACAAGUGGAGAUUGAGAAUUCAGUGGGUGAAGUCACUGUGAUACAAGCAAGUGAGAACAAAGCUGUGAAUCGAGAGGGUAAUGGGGGCAAGAGAAUAGAGUUUGGUGGCGGAAAAGCAAAUGUGCAGACGUACAAGGAGCUGCGUGCGGCAAGAGCUAGUGAAGAAGCUGUAGUAAAGGCACCGACGGCGGUUAGCGCGGAUAACUUUGAUGCGACGAAACCGCGAAACUAUCGAUGGGAGCUGCAGGGCACUUUGAAAAAGAAACGUAGCGAACAUGUAGUGCGUGGAGUGAGUCAGGAGAACAGUCAACACGAGACAUUACCGUGUCCGUUGAAUAAGGAGCUGCUGGAUGACUCGUGGGUUGCGGCAAUCGGCUGGAGGUCUACACAAGACAUGCCAGAGAGCAAGCUGGUGCUCGACGACAAUGAUGCCUCACUCAUAUACUCUGUUUCUCAGAUGGAGGAUGUACGUCCUACGCUGCGGAUUCCUGAACGAAAGCUAGGAGCUGCAGAACAAAGGUUGGCGCAGCUGGAUAAGCAACGUAUUGAAAAGAAGCAACGUAUUGAUGAGGUAAUGGGCAAUCUCGAAUUUGGUGAAGAGACAGCAGAAGGUCGGUUGGGUACUGAAGGUAGUGGCAAGAAAUCAAAGGAUACGCGUGUAGUGAAGAAUAUUGGCUACGUGCAUCACUCGCUGCCAGCCAUAAAGCUUUCGCUCACAAAGCCUGAACUGCCUAAGACGAAGUUGCGUGAUUUCCAUAGACCGCGCGGAAAGUUUAAAAUAAACGAGCGGCUAGACUUCUUGCCACCGCCUCCAGGUGCCGCCAAGUUAGCACCACAGGAGGAGAGCGCCAUGGUUACACAAAUUAAGAAGAGUUCCGACUUGAAUCCGACUGCUGGUGGCAAGUUGAUUCUUAUCGAGUACACAGAGCAGCGCCCACCGAUGCUGUCCAACCCAGGUAUGGCGUCUCGUAUUCUCCACUAUUGGCGGCCACCGGAGGAUACGUCGGCUAGUUUGGGUAUCUUGGGAAAGAAAAAAGCCCGCAAAACACGCCCAAAACCACCGGAUAUGGAAAUGGGCCAGGUCAUUACGCUUGGGGACCACGAUGAGUCCCCCUUUGUCGGUGAUAUCCCACCGGGGCGAGUGGUAACGUCACUGAAUUCGAAGCUAUACAAAGUUCCCAUAUUCCCUCAUAAACCCACUGUUCCAUUUGCUACAAAUGCGGAAGCACGCGAGCGCAAUAAUUCGGAUUUAUUCCUUAUGUGUCGAUCUGUGACAAAGGGUAAGAAAAAUGGUGCAACUGAUAAAUCGGGUGGACUUGGAGUUUCAACAACUGUGUAUAUCAUGGAGUUGCCGACGGUCUUUGUAGCAGGUCAAAUUGAACCUCAAAUUGAAGUUCCGGCGCCAAACUCUCGCAGCGCGAAUGAGUUUAUCCGCCCGUACAUGUCGUUUCACAUUCUUCGUCUAUUCAAGAAAGCAAGUGACGGCGAACGACUGAAGAUUGAGGACAUUGCGCGUGCAUUUCCUAAUCAAUCAGGCACUGCUAUCCGCAAACGGAUGAAGGAAGUCGCUACAUUUGAGCGUGGAGGCAACGACUCAGGUUGGUGGAAGAAAAAGCCAGUUUCACAACUGCAAAGCGAAGAGGAAAUCCGUGCAAGCAUUCCGCCUGAAAGCGUGUGUCUUUACGAGAGCAUGAUGUCUGGUCAUCGGCGGCUGCUCGACAUAGGCCUGACCAAGUUGUUUACACCGUCUGGUGUGAAUGGAGCUAUCAACUAUAUGAUCCGACGUCUGGAACUGCGAAAGAAUGCAUUGUCCGCUCGUCUUGUGCCUGCAAAUUUAGAGAGACGUGCAAGAGAGAAGGUUCAAGCAGAAUUGUGGAAGAAGGAUCCCGUUGUGCGCAAGCUCGAGACCGACAUACAAGUUGCUCGCUACAUUAACGAGCAGUUACAGCUUACACCGUGGAAUCUAACGAACAACUACGUAGAGUGUCACUUGCAGGGUAAAGGUUCAGGCAUGCUGCAGCUUGGUGGAAUAGGCGAUCCUACUGGUCGCGGUGAGGGAUUCAGUUUUGUCCGAGUGCCCCAGUCUCGGGCCAAAAAGAAAGAUGGCGAGGAAGAUUCGGCUCCUACAGCUGAAAGCAAAAUUAGUGCAGAGACUGCGGCCGUGCAAAAGGCCGUGGCAGCAGUGACUGGUACGACUGCCGAUCUGCGUAAACUAAAAAUGAAGGAGGCUGGUGAUGUAUUGCGCAAUCUGGGUCUGGCUGACGCAGAUAUUAAGAAAUUGCGCCGCUGGGACCGAAUUCACAUGGUGCGCGAGCUAAGUAGCCGUGCUACAGCCCACGGUGUGGCGGGUAGUUUGAGUAAAUUUGCACGUGGUGCUCGCAAAUCGCUUUCGGCGCAACAGCAAGAGUAUCGAAAGAAGUGUGACGUGAUUUAUGAGCGCCAAAUGGAUGUGCUCAGUUCGGCGAAGACCACGUUUUCUUCCGAUGAAGAGUCAGACGGUGAUGAUGAGCUUGACGAAUUAGGUGCUGAUGUUGAGGCCGACAUCUUAGGUGGCACGGACACGAAGCGCGGUCCAAAGAAUUUGUUCCGCAGUGGCGGUGGAGGUCUUAACCGCUCGAAGGAAGUGCUUGCCGAGCGGGAAGAUGCUGUGGAGCUACGCCGCCUCAUGGAGGAGAUGAACGAAGACCAAGGUGGUAAGGCAACAAGCGCAGUACGCCGGCCUGAUGUUGACACUAACGGACUGCGCAACCAACUACGUGCAAGUGGAAUUAGAGAGGGCGGAACGGGGACUAGCGGCAUUUCGUCGGUAUCAGGCGUGGGAGAACGGUCAAACAUGAUGUCUCGCGCUGGAUCGGCAGUGUCGUCUGCAAUGGCGACCCCUACCGGUCAAUUAUCGCGAGUGUCUUCACCCACCCAUGGAAGCCGCACGCCAGCCGUGUCAGAGCCACCGAGCGCUUCGAAAAAGAUUCCUGGACGAAAAGUGCUAAAGCGUGUUGUUCGAGUGGUUGAGGAGGACGGCAGCGAGACAGUUCGGAUCCAGUUCAUUGUGGAUGAAAAGCAGGUGGCUCGCUUCCGUGCGAUGCAGCAGCGCAAAGAGCGUCAGCUGAAGUCCGACGAGCGUAACCAGCUGCGGAAGCGGAAGCGUAUGCUAGCUUUAGAAGAUGACGCAACAAGCCAGAGUUUGCUGGACAAGGCCAAGCGACGCAAACAAUUGCAAGAAGAAUUGAAGCAGUUGCGAAAGACCGAAGCGCAGAACAAGGGAUACCAGGAGAUGUUAAAGAAGGGCGAAGCUGAUGACAGCGUAGAAAAUGCCGAUACUGAAGAUGCAAAUGGCAAGGGCGCAAUUCGAUGUACACAAUGUCUACAAGUUGGCCACAUGCGUACGAAUCGCAGCUGCCCACUCUAUAUGGCCGAUGAAGCUCGUACAAAAAAACCUGUCUUCUCGUCAGGAUUACUCGCGAAUGCUGUGCCGGCUGAACCGUUGAAGCUGACGGUCAAGAAGACCCCAUCAACGGUCAGUGGUGGCGAAUCCGUCACAAAGAUCACCGUUAAUCUCGCAGAGUUGCGUGAAGGUGCGCGCAAACACCACGCCGAAAAAAAGCGGAAACGAGAGAUGGAAGUACGCGAGCAGGCAGAGUUGUACAAGCGUCCGUACGCAAAGGGCGCUAUAAAACUGAGUCGCUCCCGUAUGCCCGUAGAGCACCUCAACAAUGCUCUGGAGGUGGUACUUCAGCAUUUGCUCGAGAUGCCGGAAAGCGAGCUCUUUCGCCUACCCGUGGAUGCAGCCACCGUUCACAAUUACUACCAGAUUGUGAAGCAGCCGAUGGAUUUGAGCGCCAUUCGCCACAAGAUUGAGGCCAAAGAAUACGACUCGAUGCGCGAGUUUGUGAAGGAUCUGGAGCUCAUUGUGAACAACUCGCGCAUCUUCAAUGGCGACCCGACUAAGUCAGUUAUCACGGCUAAUGCACAAAAGGUGCUUCGUCGUGCCCAGGACGAGAUGGCUGUGCUCAGUGCAGAAGGUGGCAUGACUCCCACUACGCCAACGACUGCUACAACAGCCAUGCUGACGUGA
Molecule: messenger RNA, 4770 nt
Organism: Peronospora matthiolae
Lineage: Eukaryota; Oomycota; Peronosporomycetes; Peronosporales; Peronosporaceae
Source: the annotation of a GenBank genome assembly